AUGAAGUUAAUCAAAGAAAAUGCGCUCAAUUUCUUAACUUUGCUCUUCCUCUUUAUUUUGCAAGUCUGCGAGGUCAAGGGUGGCGACUGUGAUGGCACGUAUAUUUCUUUAACCAAUGAUAAUAAUGAAUGGAAAACUGAGAAAGAUGGAACGCCGGCACUUAGAUAUAAUAUAAAUCGACGAAUAGUUUUAGGCAAUGGUGAUCCAAAUGACUAUUAUACAUUCGUGAAAGCCAUCACACUAGCCAGACCUGGCACGAAUAACGUCGUUCAGAAUAUUUAUUACAGGGAUGACGAACCUGCACGAGACAACUUUGAUCAAGCUCAGAAAUGUAAAGAUCAAAAUCUUCCACCCUCAAAUUACGGUGCCUGUUGGGUAUAUAAUAAUUGGGUUACUGAUAUUGAUCGAAGCUUGAUUCCCGGCGAUUAUGAAUUGUGGGUGCAUGUGUACUAUAGUCCGGCAGACUGUAGUAACGUUUCAUUAUUUUCAGCAGCUUUUUGUAAAGUUCUUUUCACACAUAAACGUAACGCUAUGUCAGAAAUUUGUUACACCCAUCCUUUUAUCACUGCUGCUGGAAAUGAGUCGCAUACAUUAAUGAAAGAAAUUCGAGAAUAG
This is a messenger RNA of Funneliformis mosseae, 615 nucleotides long. NCBI's taxonomy places the organism in Eukaryota, Fungi, Glomeromycota, Glomeromycetes, Glomerales, Glomeraceae. The record is from the annotation of a GenBank genome assembly.